GGUUGUUUAUUGGCUACUAGAAGCACUCGCUCUUCUCAUUGGCUGACACUGCUCCGGGCGCCUCACGGGUCUCAUCAUUUCCGUUUCCUGCUCGCCUCCGGUGCCAUGGCGACCGUGAGGGGACUGAGGCAUCUGCUGACAUGUAGCAGGUGGCGCCGCGGCAGUGGAGAAGCUCCCCAGUCUCGCACGCUCGCUGCCAUCGUUCCGGGCAUAUCCCAGGUCGAUAACAAUUCCGAUUUUCUGGGAAAGACGCCCCAUCGCCGGCACCCCGGCAUCUUGCAGCUGCCAUGCAUAGAGGUGCCGCCAGCACUGGCUGCCGCUGCGCAGUUCCUGCUGCUCGGUGACUCGAUGCCCAAUGUGGAGAAGCAGGUGCAAGCACUGACCAAUUAUCUGUGGAGCCGGCGUUUACCUGUAGAGCCUCAGGAGUUGCAAAGACGGGCUGUCCAUCUUGAGAAGAAAUUCCUGGAAAACCCAGAGUUAGGUCAAUUGGAGGAGAAACUUCGUGAAGCUGUGCUGCGAGCCCUGCGCAAAACUACAUACCAUUGGCAAGAACUGAGCUACAAUGAGAGCCUGAGCCUGGUAUAUAUGGCAGCAAGACUGGAUGGUGGCUUUGCAGCAGUCUCCAGGGCAUUCCAUGAGAUCCAGGUUCGAGUUCCAGAGUUCCAGCCUCAAACCUUAAUGGAUUUUGGCUCGGGUACUGGUUCUGUCACUUGGGCUGCUCAUAGUGCUUGGGGCCAGAGCCUACGUGAAUAUUUGUGUGUGGACAGCUCAGCUGCUAUGUUGGUUUUGGCAGAAAAGUUACUGAAAGGUGGUUCAGAAUCUGGGGAGCCUUAUGUUCCAGGUGUCUUCUUCAGACAGUUUCUACCUGUAUCACCCAAGGUACAAUUCGAUGUGGUGGUAUCAGCCUUCUCCUUAAGUGAGCUUCCCAGCAAGGCUGACCGCACUGAACUAGUCCAAACCCUAUGGCGCAAGACAAAUCAUUUUCUGGUAUUGGUAGAGAAUGGAACAAAAGCUGGGCACUGCCUUCUCAUGGAUGCCAGGGACCUCGUCCUUAAGGGAAAAGAGAAGUCACCUUUGGACCCUCGACCUGGCUUUGUCUUUGCCCCAUGUCCACAUGAACUUCCCUGUCCCCAGUUGACAGCCUCUAAGCCCCUGGCCUGUAGCUUUUCUCAAGCUUACCACUGCAUCCCCUUCAGCUGGAACAAGAAGAAGCAAAAAGAUGAAAAGUUCUCAAUGGUAAUUCUUGCCCGGGGGUCUCCAGAGGAGGCUAAUCGCUGGCCCCGUAUCAUUCAGCCUGUCCUUAAACGGCCACGCCAUGUGCAUUGUCACCUGUGCUGUCCAGAUGGACAUAUGCAGCAUGCUGUGAUCACAGCCCGCCAGCAUGGCAGGGAUUUGUAUCGUUGUGCUCGAGUCAGCUCCUGGGGAGAUCUUUUACCUGUGAUCAAGCCUUCAGAGUCGGAGCUUCCUCUGUCCCCUGCUGACGACUCCCCUGGGAGUUGACAAGGAGGUGUAACAAGGAUUUUCUUACUUAGGCCUGCCAAGGCUGAAGCUCCCUGGUAUCCAGGGUGGGAGUGCUGGCAGCCCUAUGUAUGUUGGUUUGAGGCUUUAAUACUAAUAAAAAGUUUUCAAAGAGUAGAAAUGGAUCUUGUGAUUCCUAAAAGAUACAGAGGUCAGUUGUCAUGUUCAGUCCUAUAGCAGAGAGAAUUCUCAGAUAUUCAGUGCCUUAUCUUCCCACACAGGUUGCAAGAUUUUGAGAUACUGCUUCUACCAGAGACCAGGACUUCCCAAGGAAAUAAUCUGGGGCAGUAGGGAAAGCCGCCCCCAGUCUCUGAGCUCUGGCUCGGCACGUGUCACAGUUGUUUGGUGGGCUACCUAAAUAGGGGAGCCGGGCUGCCUAGCCUCUGUGUUUUUCUCCCUCCCUUCCUUCUGUCUUUCUCAGGGUUCAUCAGCUCCUCCAGGGUUUGCCUGAUACAUUUUCCUCAAGAGCCGAUCCCAUCAAGACUGAAUUUUCCAUCUCCACCCCUGUAGCUCCAGGCAAGAUCCUUCCAUUUGUUCAUUUCUCGGAUUUUCGCUAGGCCUUGCUAUUUCAGAGCUAGAGAACCUUUCUUUGUCUUAAAAUUCUCAGGCCCUCUCCCCCAGUACACAUGGUUCUGACUUACCGUGGCUUGAUUUUCAAUUUUUCAACUUUAAGAUGAUGUGAAAGUGAGGCACAUUCAGUAGAAGCCAGACUUUGAAUUUUGAAUUUGGCUCUUCUCUCAGGUCAGCAGUACGUGGUAUGAUAGUCCCUUGUGAUGCUGGGCGGCCGCAGCGCCCAGGCAAUCGCUCCAUCACGAGGGUAAACGGCUGGCACACUUCUAACCAUUCUGGUUUUCACUUCCAGGACAGUAUGUGGUAAAUUACAUGAGAUAUCAGCACUUUAUUACAAAAUAAGACUUUGAUUAAAUUAUUUUGCCCAACUGUGGGCUAAUGUAAGUGUUCUGAGCGCAUUUAAAGCUAGUCGAAGCUAGGAUUGGUAGCUUAUGUAUACUAAAUGCAUUUCAACCUAGGAGGUUUCCAAUUUAGGCUGGGCCCAUUGGAACAUCACCCCAUCAUAAGUUGUGGUAGCUAUGUAUGUAUCCAGAAACAGGCACAGUCAAAAGUUGGAACAACAUCAAUAUUGUAAUACUAGAAAUCUCAACUCCCCGCUAGAAAUUGCCAUGCCUGGAGCUAUUUCUCUGGGGUUACAGGAGAGGGGAGGCCCCUCAUCUACUAGUUUUCACAGAGUGGCGGGUGGCGGUACCACCUCUCAGCCCCACCUCCUACCCAAAGGUGGCCCCAAAUCCCCUCUGAAAAGGUAGGGUUCAGAUAUCAGCAUAACAACCUACGAGACAUAGGGUGGGGUGGAGAAGGUUUGGGAGUCUUAGAUCAAAUGUCUUAAAUAAGGCAGGACCAGGUGUUCCCAGUACAAAACAGCUGGGAAGGACCUCCAUAGACUCCCAUUUUGGAUUAGACCAGCACCAGGCAUGAAAGAAGACUGUCCACAGCAUUUGGAUUAGUCAUGGCAGUGAAGAGGAGAAGACACACAGCACAGGCUGUGCCUGGCAGGGAGUCUGGAGUUUCUGGUUUCCCAGUUCUGGAAGGCGUGAGCCAGGGGAGGGGCCUCCUGGUAGGGGGAGGGCGGGAAUCUGAGGCAGGGCCCCAGUCAGCUAUGCAAGGCUACGCAAGCAGAGGCAACACAGAACAGGAGGAUCCCAUCGCCCUCCUGGAGCUCGGGAGAGGAGAUACUCCAGCUUUGAUUGACUACUUCCACACUCCUGCUCGAAGAUCGUAACUCCCAUUUGCUAUUCUGAAGCAUCUGCUUAUCCUGUACCCC
Enhydra lutris kenyoni (northern sea otter) is the source of this 3352-nucleotide messenger RNA. RefSeq names its product methyltransferase like 17 (gene METTL17). Gene Ontology annotation, molecular function: methyltransferase activity; structural constituent of ribosome. Lineage: Eukaryota; Metazoa; Chordata; Mammalia; Carnivora; Mustelidae. The record is from RefSeq and is a predicted model, not a curated record. Gene Ontology annotation, cellular component: mitochondrial small ribosomal subunit. Bases 106 to 1500 code for a protein of 464 amino acids. The transcript is spliced from 14 exons. Gene Ontology annotation, biological process: translation.